Onychomys torridus (southern grasshopper mouse) is the source of this 546-nucleotide messenger RNA. RefSeq names its product insulin-like peptide INSL6. Gene Ontology annotation, cellular component: extracellular region. Gene Ontology annotation, molecular function: hormone activity. The record is from RefSeq and is a predicted model, not a curated record. Lineage: Eukaryota; Metazoa; Chordata; Mammalia; Rodentia; Cricetidae. The transcript has a single exon. The coding region runs from base 1 to 546 and encodes 181 amino acids.
AUGAAGCAUCUGUCCUGUUCAUGUCUGUUGUGGCUCGGACUCCUAAAGGCUACUUUCUCCCAGGGGCAAGAGGACAGCAAACUCAGGAAGCUGUGCGGCAGCGACCUGAUGACAGAAAUUAUGAAACUCUGUGGCCGAUCUUCUCAGCGCCAGAUGGAGUUGAACGUGAAAACUGCUUUGACACAGCCCUCACACAAGGUCAGCCUUGACCAAAUCCCUUCUUUGUCCCGGGGAAGAUUCACAAACCCAACCCCUGCAUCUGCCUCUACAAAAACUUGGGAACCCCAGCCACUGCCGGACCAUCAGUUUGAAAAGGCCAACUUGCUUGCUGAGAAAUCAAGGGAGUUUUCAGCCCUCGAUGUCAAUCCCUAUGUUGAGAAUGUAAAACUUCAGAAGAAAAGCACAAACGAAAUCAACACCUUCAGCAGUUUAUUUUGGGGGAAACAUGCCCAAAGGAAACACAAAGGUUUCUCAGAUAAAUGCUGUCUUAUGGGAUGCACAAACGAAGAGCUGGCCUUUGCGUGUCUCCCGUAUGCUGAUUUUUAA